Molecule: messenger RNA, 2705 nt
Organism: Salmo salar (Atlantic salmon)
Lineage: Eukaryota; Metazoa; Chordata; Actinopteri; Salmoniformes; Salmonidae
Source: RefSeq, a predicted model, not a curated record
CUUCAUUACUGUUGGCUUCACGGGUGACAGAACAACGCGCGCUAGCUAGCAAUAGGCAUUAUAUGACAAAAUGUCUAAAUUGGAGUUGUUGAGAGUGAUUUUUAACCAACGAUGUACAGGCGCUGCAGAUGCCAUAUUCAGAGCCGUUGCAAAAACGAUAUCAGAGUACCAGGACAACGUUUAUCUAUCGAAAGAGGACAACGGCCGUCUACAGGGACUGCUUGACGUCAUCCUGAAACCUGAGAUAAAGUUGUAUAGAGCAGAUUUUGAGCAGUUCAUUGUCUCUGAAGUGGAGUUUCCCCCUGAGCAGCAGCACUUUGAACAAGAGUGGAGCCCCGAUCUGGGGCAAGAUGACUGGAACCCCAUACAGAUUAAAGAGGAACAGGAGGAAUUCAGUAUCAUCCAGGAGGAGGAAGACUCUGUAUUCACUCCUGCCUGGGUGAAAAGUGAGUAUGAUCAGUACUCAACUCAGUCCUCACAAACUCAUAGUGAAGAGUACAAAGACAGAACAAAACCUAAGGAAGUGGAUUCUUCAAAGCCAACCAGUGGCUCUCGGCCCCAGCCCAAAUCUAGGAGGACACAGACCGAAAAGGGAAAAAGCUUUAUCAGCUCCAAGGGUACAAAAUCAAUGGAUCUGAAAUCACCAGUGCAAAGGAGGCGUCACACAGAAGAUAAAACAUUUUGCUGUAGUGAUUGUGGUGAACGUUUCACUCAGAUGGGAAAACUGAAUUCUCAUAGGAUCAUGAUACACUCCGUAGGUAAUCACUUUCGCUGUGAUGAAUGUGGCAAAUGUUUUGCUCAGUGGGGAUAUCUGGAUUCUCAUAUGAGGAUUCACACAAGGGUGAAUUGUGGAAAAGUACUCACUCAGUCUGACCGCUUCAAACCCUCCUUGACCACUUUGAAGGAUCGCACAGGAGAGAAACUUUAUUGCUGUGGUGAAUGUGGCAAAUAUUUUUCUAACACUGGGUCCCUGAAUUAUCAUAGGAGGUCGCACACAGAGAAGAAAUCGCAUCGCUGCCAUGAUUGUGGCAAAUGUUUUUAUACAUUUAUAGAUCUGAAUAUUCACAGGAGGAUUCACACAGGGGAGAAACCAUAUCGCUGCCAGUUCUGUGGAAAAUGUUAUAAUCAGCAGACUUCUCUAAGUUAUCACAUGAGGAAUCACACAGAGACAUCUUGUAACUGUCAUUAUUGUGGCAAAUAUAUUCGUCAUAAAGGUAAUCUGACAGCGCAUAUGAGGAUUCACACGAGGAAAAUCAGAUAAUUGUUUCUAUAUUAGCAGAUCUUUAAACACUGGCGGUCACAAGUGCAUAUGAGGAUAAUCAGAUGAGCAGUAAACUAUUUUGCUGUCAGGAUUGUUGUAAAUGGUUCACUCAUUCCAAUCUGAAUCGUCUGAGGAGACAGAGGGGAGGAACCACAUUAAUACCAUGACUGGCAAAUCUUUCACAACUGCCUUUUGACACUGCGUAUGAGACAUUCACACAUUUCACGUUUUCUGUAGAAAAUGCUUUAGUGCCAGAAGUGCAUUGAAUAGUCAUCUGAGAAGGGGUCACCUGAGGACACACUUGAUUGACCUUUACUCUGGUAGCCCUGAAGCCUGAUCUCUAUUGAAAUCAAAUUUUAUUGGUCAUGUACACAUAUUUAUCGGAUGUUCUUGCUGUUGUAGCAAAAUGUUUGUGUUCCUAGCUCCAACAGUGUGGUAGUAUCUAACAAUUCAAGAAAUGCCUUGUAAGAAACAAAGGAUCCAAUUCGGGAAAGUUGUAUUACUGUUCGUAAUGCUGGUGAGUUACCGCCGCUCUGAUAUCCAAAAGUACUUUCCGGCUGUAUGUAAUAACACACAAAAGAAUUCUGGGCUAAUAAUGUAAGAAAUAACACACACAAAAAAAUACUGCCAAGUUGCUUAGCUAGAAGCAAAGCUUCCAUGUCUGUCGGCACCAUCAAUGCAUAACUAUAAAAGGCCAUAAUCAGGACAUAUUCUGCUUAACCUGUCAUUUUCCAUUCUGUAUUGGCUGUAACUUUCAUUAAGUGUGAAGUUGUAUUUUUCCACUGAGAUCAGAACUUGUAUGGUUAAUUGUGUAGCCCGUCUCUUCCAGAAACAAUUUUGUGUGCUUCAUUGUUCAAUAUCACCCAUCGUCUAUAAUGAUGCAUGCAUGUCUCGUUCAGAAUUAAUACUCUUGUCACUCAGAAGAAUAAUUUGCCUUCGAGCCAUUUGCCAUUUUAGCAGUUGUAUCUUGAAGAGGUUGCUGACUUUGCAGAGCGAUCGCACAGUAGGCCUACUGUUUGCAACAUGAAAUACUUUUUCUGAACUUGAUGACCGCCAACUGACUUUCUCUUUUCACACAGAAAUCUUCAUUGGAGCUUUCAAGGCCAUGAUACACUUGGAAUUUGUUGAGGUAAUGUUGCUACUAUAUCAUGGGCUUAAGAGUACACAUGGAGAGAAACAUGACUGUGUCCUGUGUGGGGGAAGGCCAUCACAGAAGAUUGAGGCACAUUUUGUAACUUCCACCUGUUGAGUGGAGACACGCCACAGUUGUUAAUUUAAAAGUCAUCCAGUUUUUCAGAAGUAUCUGAUUACAAUAUGUUUGCUGGUAAUGUAACUGAUUAGUUGCAUAAAGAGAGAAUCAGAAUCAGCAAGUAAACAAAACAACAUAAGGACAGACUAACCAUUUGAAGUGAACUAGACAGGAAAUAAAAGCUACAACAGUAAA